AUGCAAUUUGCAGCUGUUUGCUUUGCGCGGGAGCCUGAGUGUUCGAGGUUUCAUUACGAAGAAAAACUGUUAGAGAAAGUGAUCAGAUCAGAAAUUAAGAUGGACGCGAUUGAUGAAUCAUUGAAGAAGACAACUGGCUAUGUGGAAGAAAAUAUUCAGACGAUUUCAGUUGAAGUCGUGAGCAGUGGUAUAUACACACGAUGGGGUCGGCGGUCAUGCCCUGGAAGCACGGAGAUGGUGUACGAAGGGUUUGCUGCCGGUGGACAUUACAGCCACAAAGGAGCAAGCAGUAAUUACAUAUGUCUGCCGCAGGACCCCAUCUUUGACGGCGAUGGACGGAAAGCGAGUAACAUUAACAAGGUCUACGGUGCUGAGUAUGAAACCAGGUCCGCAACGUUUCAGAAGAAUUUAUAUGAAGAAGACGUUCCGUGUGCCGUUUGCCGCGUAAUAAGAAGAAGCGUUGUCAUGAUCCCAGCGAGGAAUGCCUGUUAUAGCGGAUGGCAUACCGAGUACUCUGGCUAUUUGAUGUCUGAGUAUCACGACCAUGAAGGGAACAAGGAACUCGUUUGCAUGGACGGAAACCCUGAAAAGGCGGAAGGAAGUGAUAGUGGAAACCAGAAUGGUGCGCUGUUUUACUUUGCUCAAGCUGUUUGUGGCUCGUUAAAGUGUCCUCCAUAUAGCGAGAACAAGGCGUUAACCUGUGUGGUGUGUUCUAAAUAG
Messenger RNA from Mya arenaria, 720 nucleotides. Its product is annotated as short-chain collagen C4-like. The coding region runs from base 1 to 720 and encodes 239 amino acids. The transcript has 2 exons. The record is from RefSeq and is a predicted model, not a curated record. Lineage: Eukaryota; Metazoa; Mollusca; Bivalvia; Myida; Myidae.